Aureococcus anophagefferens is the source of this 1152-nucleotide messenger RNA. RefSeq lists its product as hypothetical. Gene Ontology annotation, molecular function: Hsp70 protein binding. The annotation marks the transcript as partial. The record is from RefSeq and is a predicted model, not a curated record. NCBI's taxonomy places the organism in Eukaryota, Pelagophyceae, Pelagomonadales, Pelagomonadaceae. Gene Ontology annotation, biological process: protein refolding. Gene Ontology annotation, cellular component: cytoplasm; cytosol. The transcript has 2 exons.
ACGAGCCUCUACAAGGCUUUGGGCGUCGCCAAGGGCGCGUCGCCGGCGGAGAUCAAAAAGGCCUACCGGAAGAAGGCGCUCCGCAUGCACCCGGACAAGGGCGGCGACCCCGAGGAGUUCAAGAAGCUCCAGGCGGCCUACGAGGUGCUGAGCGACGAGGAGAAGCGGGCCAUCUACGACCAGCACGGCCUCGAGGGCCUCGAGGCCGGCGGCGGCGGCGGCGGCGGCGGCAUGGGCGACAUCUUCGACCUCUUCGGCGGCGGCCGGCGGCGGGGCAAGUCGGGCAAGGAGAAGGUCGCGCCGUUGACGUUCACGAUCAAGGCCAGCCUCGAGAUGCUCUACAAGGGGAAGACGGCCAAGUUCGCGUUCAAGCGCAGCGUCGUCGUCGGCGAGCCGAAGAAGUGCGGCGAGUGCCGGGGCACGGGCGUCGUCAUGAAGAUGGUCCAGGUCGGCCCGGGCAUGAUGACCCAGGCCCAGGCCCAGUGCGGCUCCUGCACCAAGGGCUACCGGUGCGCCAUGAAGAAGGAGCGCGUCGAGGUCGAGGUCCGCGUCGACAAGGGCGCCGCGGACAAGGCGAAGAUCAAGGUGCUCUGCAAGGGCAACGAGCAGGCCGGCGCGGAGACGGGCGACGUCCACUUCGUCAUCCAGCAGAAGCCCCACGACCUGUUCACGCGCAAGGGCGCGGACCUGCUGCUGAAGAAGGACAUCGCGCUCGUCGAGGCGCUCGCGGGCUUCGAGUUCGUCGUGCCGACGCUCGACGGCCGCAAGCUCCUCGUGCGCGCCAAGCCGGGCCAGAUCGUCCGGCCCGAGGUCGCCCGGGGCAUCCCCUUUGUCAUGUGCGUCGACAACGAGGGCAUGCCCAAGUACGGCAACCCCUUCGACAAGGGGCGCCUCUUCGUCCUCUUCCACAUCGUCUUCCCGCGCAACGGCGCGCUCAAGCCCGAGGCCAUCGCCAAGCUCAAGCGGGCCCUGCCCCCGGCGCUGAGCCACCCGGUCGUGGGCGCGGACCCGGCGACGCGCGUCAACAUGGACGACUUUGGCAAGGGCGUCGGCGCGGACGGGCCCGAGGGCGGCGGCGACGCGCACGACGAGGACGACGAGGGCCAGGGCCACCCGGGCGGCGGCCAGCCGGGCGUCCAGUGCGCCCAGCAG